Molecule: messenger RNA, 4668 nt
Organism: Osmia bicornis bicornis
Lineage: Eukaryota; Metazoa; Arthropoda; Insecta; Hymenoptera; Megachilidae
Exons: 8
Coding region: 412-3075 (887 amino acids)
Source: RefSeq, a predicted model, not a curated record
UUACGGUGUAUCGUGGCUGUCAGUUAGCCGGUGGGUUAGCUACGGGGUGGAUCCAGCCGAAAGUACGGCCGAGAGGGGUGCGUCAGGACGCGUGGGGAGGACGCUUUCGCAACGGUGUGCAUCGUUCGCUUCCCUUUCGCUCUAUCCUAUUUUCCAUGUGACCGGCGGAUACGUUGGUAUAAGGGUCGGAAAGAAUUUCUAUCGAACAGGAUUAAAAGGAAGAUCGAAGAGGAACGUUGCGAGUGCCAUGAGAAGGAAAAGUGCUCUACCAAACGUUCAGGACACGUUCCGAAGCGAAAGGACGACAAAAACAAAGGAUAAUAACGAGGAACCAAAGGAUAGCCUGGAGUAUUCGUGAAAUGGAGAGGCUCUGACCUAAGAGAAACGGAAGUAGUUCAAUUUCCUUCAACGAUGAAUCGAGAAAACGAGGAACAGCGACCAGUAUCACAAACGCUUUGCGGGGCUUUGCAAAAAGAACCGAAUUGCAAAUGUUUGGUAUUAUCGGUGUUAAUAUACGGAUGCCUUGCCGCAGUGACGUGGUGUAGAUGCGCGAAUGUCACCAAGGUGGUGAUCAAUUAUUCGAGAUACCCGAUUAAAAGUACCAGGCACGUGUCUCCUUGCGACGAUGGUUACAUUUAUAUUCCCGUGGCAUUUAUGGGAAUGUUAUAUCUGGUUUACCUCGUGGAAUGUUAUCAUUCGCCGAUCAGAAUCGAUUUAUUGCACGCGGAGAGCCAGGACAGCGUUUUGUCGAAGCUGUCGCAAUUGAAGACAGCUCAGCCGACGAUCUGGUGGAAGGCUGUCUCUUACCAUUACGUACGCCGGAAACGACAAAUUACCCGGUACAGAAACGGAGACAAUUACACUACGACGCAGGUGUACUAUGAAAGAAUAAACACUCACGCAGCAACGUCCUUUUAUUACUACGAUUACUGCGGCGUGAAGGAUAUCAGCAAAGAGUUGAUUCUAGAUCCAAAAGUGCCAAUCACGAAGAUCAAUCUCAGCAAAGGAUUCGCCUUUUCGAACAUGAGAUCGGCGACCGAGUUUGAAGAAGCAAGAUCGAGAUUCUUUGCCGAACAAGAGUUGAGAGACGAUUACAUGGAAAUGAGAGAGGGUUUGGAUCUCGGAUACAACCUGAACCCUACGACCUUGGUAGCUGUUCUUGGUAAUCCAUGGUUCACCAAUCGCUACGUGUACUGGUGUCUGAGCGCACUGUUGCUUAGCUGGCCUCUUAGAGUGAUCAUAGAGUACAAAACCCAGUACGCGGAUUAUCAGAUCACGAAACUGUUCGGGAUUAACUACGACACACCUAGCGGAAGCGAGCCGAUACACGCGUCCAUGAGCCAGCAGACCAUUAACCAGCCCGGCUCUUACAUGUUGGCCCCAAGUUACAGCGAGGCCCUUCUCAUGGAUCCAGCGCCCGACCAAAGACCCCAGGACCCGAGCAUUACGGAAAUGGUACCCAGUUACUCCGAGGCGUUGCUCUACCAACGGGCAGAGCAAGGCUGCACCAUGAACGAUGAAACGAACAACGAGAACCCGAAUCACCUCCAGGAACAGCCUCGCGAAUGUUCCUGUCCUUGCCAUUCUGAAACCAGCACCGCCGAAGGUACAAGACCGGAAGAAGACGUUGGGCAAUCGGGCAGUGCCAGAGAACCAUUGAUACAGACAACCAUCGAUGUGUAUCCUCCAGUCUGCACCUACGUCAGCCAAACGGAGACUGGAAGAUGUGGAAGCUGUGGGAAACUCUUGGUGGAAGCGCAACUGGAGAACCCAGAAGUCUCCAGAAAUGAACGUACCCCUGGAAGCAGCUCUUCAGGGAUUCACAAUCCCAGGAGAGAGUUGAUGAGCAGCGUUAUGCCUCGAGACAUGUCCGAGCCGAACCUCAGGUUCCGAUCAGAGCUGAUGGAAACUGACACCAAGUUUCUUCGAAUAAAUGGGCAAAGUUUGAGGAAUAUCUUGGAGAGUGAACAAGAGGAAGAGUUUAACGAAGAGAGGGUACGAGGUAGCGAAGAAAAAAGAGGAGAGAGAUUGAGAUUCUCUCUUUGCUCGUUGGAUGAAGCAAGUUCUCAAUCGAGAACAGUGGACGCGAGUAGAGGAGCGAUACCGAAGAGGACAGCAGCUCGAAGCAGGGUCAUAGCGAACCCUAUGUCGAACGAGACGUGUCCUCUGCCCGAUUCCAAGACUUACUUCUGUCUAAAGUCCAUUCUAAAACAAAACAACAGACGCUAUACACUGAUAACCGCCAGAGAGCUUCAGAAUCUCUCUGAUCAAGAGGAGGAGGAAGUGGAUAGACGUCGUCGGGUACGAUCUUCCUAUCACGAGGGUUGCAUCCCUGUAUGCGCGUCCGAUACAGAGGGAAGAUUCAAUCUAUUUUCAAGAUCGAGGGAAAGUUUGGACGCGGUGCUUGGGAAGAAGAGGAAGCAACCGGGAAACGUGUCGAAUGAUAAAACCGAGGAUAUCUCCAUGUGCAAACGUGAUAACAAUAGAACUCUGAUUUUCGCGAGUCCGAUACAAGAAGUCUGUCCGGGUGACCCGUUCGGCGGGAAGGAUCUUGUUCGAACCCGACAGGAAGUCGAUUGCACCCCUACGGAAGAGACGCCGAGUCACACCGUCCUGGGCCAACUCGGACGGUCGCUGACUUGCGACCGGAAGUCAUCUAGGCGUCGGUUCCAAGACGCUCGCAGACAACGCUACUCGGACUCGUCCCAACCUUCCGCUUUCUCUUGCCCCCCCGAUCGUCAACACCCUUAUCCGUACGCUUUCUCGGCGUCGACGAAUGCCAUGGACGCGAUAGAUUUUGGCAAGAACGAGUCGCAGGUUCGAGUUUCGCAGCACGCCACGUCCUUCCCUCCGUACGAAGGAUCGACGCGUAACGAGAAGACGAGCAACGAUGUUACCGACAGAGUAUCCUCCGAAGACACCUUCAAAGGGGAAUUAACUCGCUCGUUGACCGAGAGACGAGCUAAGCCUGCGCGACAGGAUGUUAAUGUACGCAGAAGCUUCACGGGCAGGGUCGAGGAUUACAGAACGGAUAAUAACAAAUGGACGAACUUGAACAUGGAGACGUCGUUAUAACGAAGGAACAUAUAAGCCAAUAGAAUGUAAAUGUAAAUAUCCGUCCUAAUUUUCACGGUUCAAGAUCCUGUAAAUACGAGUUCGAAGGCUCGAGAUGGAACGCGACCAGUGAGAAAAGCUGGUUAGGAGGAUUUAGAAUUUGGAGAAAGGAAAAGACGAAGCGUGAAACGCUGUCGAUGUUGCCAAUUGGAAUUACUAUCGUGAUUACAGCGUUUAAUAAAUUCGCUGUCCACGUUUUAUUAGACCAAAUCAUUCAAUGACUAUGCAUGGACAUGAAUCCAAUGCAACCACCUUGCAGAAAACGCAAAGCAUCGAAUGUAUCGCGAUGUCAAUUCGUAGUGAACGUGAAAUUUGUAAAACAAAAUCGUCCGCUCAAUUGCAAGCAGGAAAAAAACCGUAGUUUUUAAAUGGUUCAAUCGAAUGGAAAUCCGUGCCGAAAAAAAAAAAAAUACGACCGAAAGUCUUCGCUUUCCCGUGCAUAGAUACGAAAGUAUACAUAUAUUAUAUAUUUUUGUCUACACGUUUGCUCGCGCAAAGCUAAGAGAAGAAACAAGUCGUCGUAUAUUAUACGAUCGUUGUUUUUACCGAUCUCUCGAUGUUUCCAUUGAGAUGUUUGUAUUACUAGUCGGUACAUUACCUACAUUAUACUAUUAUACAUAAUUGUCGCGAAAGAACAAACGCACCGUUAUAUGCUUUUAGGAAAAUAUUUUUCAUAUACUCGGAUAAUGUGUAUCGAUGCCAAUUGCUGAUCGUGAUAAUCAUUGAUAAAAAUUAUUACUAAUAAUAACGAUCGUGGUAUAAUUAAGUUGAACGAGAAUAAAAUCCAACGCAAAAUUAUUUGGCAUAAAAAUAAUAUAGUAAAACGUUAAAAUUUUCGCAUAAACAUUUAUAAGUUAUACGCGAAUACUGUUUCAGAACCACCUGUCUUUGUAUAUCCACGAGUAGGCAUUUAAUUUUUUCAAAUGGACGCCGUUCGGAACGACAUCUAUCGAGAGAUUACGGUUUAAACGCUUGCCCCGUAGAAAUACGCGCAGAAAAAGUUAUUUGAUAUUAAUCAUUGCAAAUUAGUAAUAAAAAUUCAUGUCUUACAGGAAAGGGGUUAAAGAGCUUAAUUAUACCACGAUAGUACAUGUCUAUAGUAAGUUAACCUGGAUUUCGAAGUCCAUACGUGCAUAUGUGUGUACUUGUAAUUUAAUACAAUUAAUGUCGACAAAAUGUAACGUUAAUUCACGUUACGGUUUAUCACGUGUCAACCCAUUCGAUAUUGGUGUUUUAAUCAAUGAAGAAAAGAAAAAUGUUACCCUUGUCAAGGGCAAAGUACAAGAGUACAUAUAUUGAGUACGAAACAAGAGUACGUGCAUUAAGAGUACGAACAUUUAUAAUAAGAGUUCUUUACUGUUGAAAUACAUAAAAGUUCAUUCGAAUGGGUUGAAAUUUAUUACAUGCAUCGUAAAUUUGUCUAUGAAGAAUGACUAGCUAUUGAAAUCGUAUUCACUCACCACACUUGAUGCGAUGAAACGGAUGAAAGGCGAUGAAAUUUCCACCGGAAAUUGUCCCAGUCGGUAGAUAUCCGCUCUGAUGAUAGAAAUCGUC